AUGGCACAUCCAUCUCCUACCUACAAAUCCAAUGCUCGUACUUCCAUCAGCGCAUCUCUCGCUAGCUCGAGAGUAAGGGGUCUAUAUACUAUUCUGCUUGCUUGUCUUGUAGUUACCACACCUUCUUCCAUCAUCAUGGGAAGUUUAGGUACGAAUUAUUCAUUCAUUCACCCAUAA
This is a messenger RNA of Sclerotinia sclerotiorum 1980 UF-70, 177 nucleotides long. RefSeq lists its product with no specific name. The record is from RefSeq and is a predicted model, not a curated record. The transcript is spliced from 3 exons. Bases 1 to 177 code for a protein of 58 amino acids. NCBI's taxonomy places the organism in Eukaryota, Fungi, Ascomycota, Leotiomycetes, Helotiales, Sclerotiniaceae.